Ostrinia nubilalis (European corn borer) is the source of this 1923-nucleotide messenger RNA. It is a transcript of the gene ash2, whose product is annotated as set1/Ash2 histone methyltransferase complex subunit ASH2. The transcript is spliced from 11 exons. Gene Ontology annotation, cellular component: Set1C/COMPASS complex. The record is from RefSeq and is a predicted model, not a curated record. NCBI's taxonomy places the organism in Eukaryota, Metazoa, Arthropoda, Insecta, Lepidoptera, Crambidae. Gene Ontology annotation, molecular function: protein binding; transcription cis-regulatory region binding. The coding region runs from base 147 to 1793 and encodes 548 amino acids.
UAUAAAAUUGUAGUUGGAUUUUUAAAUAAAGAAUUUCUACUUGUUUGUUGUACUGUGCGUGCUUUUCGUAAAUCGACUAAAUAAUUAAGGUUUUUGCAAAAACAACAAAGAAACCGAGCGCCGCUGAUGUAGUUUCUACUGUAAACAUGCAAUCUGAAUCUCAAAAAGCAAUGGAUAGUAUUGAUAAAAUCGGCAAACACAAGCAAUCUGGAGAAUCUCAAGGGUCCUGCUAUUGCGGGAAAGAUAGAAAUCUCAACAUCGCAGAGCUGCUGUGUGCAUCUUGCAAUCGGUGGUUUCACGAAUCAUGCAUCGGUUAUCAGUUGGGGAAGCUGGUUCCUUUCAUGACAAACUACUUGUUUAUUUGCAAGAACUGUUCACCAACUGGCUUGGAAACUUUCAAGAAGAAUCAAGCUCCAUUUCCUCAAAUGUGUCUUACGGCAAUAGCUAAUUUAAGACAAGAAAGUGUGAAAGACGGAAGCAACAAGAUGUUAUUUAGUAAAGACCGUGAGAUUAUACCGUACAUUGAUCAGUAUUGGGAAGCCAUGACUACAAUGCCUAGAAGAGUGACCCAGUCAUGGUACGCAACCGUCCAAAGGGCCCUCAUCAAAGACAUCCAAGUUCUCUUCACGUACGAAGAGGACCAGACUCAGGGCUCCAUGUAUGGCCUGUUCAACAUGGAGCUGACUGCGAUCAAGCCGAACUACGAAGCGAUGAUCAAACAAGGUCAGCUCAAAGUUACCGACAUGGGAAUAGCAACCAUCCCUCUGGCAGGCAACGUAAAGGGGCGGCAAGGCAAGCGGCGCCCUGCAGUGGGAGGCCUGGACGCCGGCGCCCCAGUUGGCAAGAAGGGGCGCUCGGCCGACUUAAGUGCCCUGAAGCUGCCUUCACAUGGGUACCCCACGGAGCACCCUUUCAAUAAGGACGGGUACCGGUACAUACUCGCCGAACCGGACCCCCACGCGCCUUUUAGACAAGAGUUCGACGAAAGCAACGAAUGGAGCGGCAAACCGAUACCCGGGUGGUUGUACCGAUCCCUAUGCCCGGGUAUCGUGUUACUAGCACUGCACGACAGAGCACCACAGCUGAAGAUAUCCGAAGACCGUUUAGCUGUGACUGGGGAGAAAGGAUACUGCAUGGUGCGAGCUACGCAUGGCGUGUCCCGCGGCUGCUGGUACUGGGAGGCGAGCGUGGAGGAGAUGCCUGAAGGCGCGGCCACGCGGCUGGGCUGGGCGCGGCGCUACGCCAACCUGCAGGCGCCGCUCGGAUACGACAAGUUCGGCUACUCCUGGCGAAGCCGCAAAGGCACCAGAUUCCACGAGUCCCGCGGCAAGCACUAUAGUUCCGGCGGUUACGGCGAGGGCGACACGCUGGGCUUCCUGGUGCGCUUACCAGACAGCCGCCGCGAGUAUACGCCCAACACUUACAAGGACCGCCCUCUAGUCAAAUUCAAGAGCCACCUCUACUAUGAAGAUAAGGACAACAUCCAAGAAUCUCUGAACAAUCUCAAGCCUCUCCCGGGCAGCAAGAUAUACUUCUUCAAGAAUGGCGAGUGCCAGGGCGAGGCAUUCGCAGAUAUAUACCAGGGCUGCUACUACCCGUCUGUGUCGUUGCAUAAGAACGUCACUGUUAGCGUCAACUUUGGCCCCAACUUCAAGUAUCCGCCUCCGAUUGAAUACAACUAUCGACCGAUGUCCGAGAAAGCAGAAGAAGCUAUAUGCGAGCAGACCAUGGCCGACCUGCUAUACCUUACCGAGAAGGAGGGAAAGCUACGCCUAGACAACUUCAACCUCUGAUACAACUAACACCGUUCCGGCGGUGUGUGUGACUGGACACUGUGUGUGAAUGUGCUGGUGAUAGUGCUGAUUAUGUAUGAGUAAGAGUAAUUAUGUAUGUAUUAAUAUUAAAUAAUAUUUUACAAUUCUU